Molecule: messenger RNA, 2148 nt
Organism: Aspergillus saccharolyticus JOP 1030-1
Lineage: Eukaryota; Fungi; Ascomycota; Eurotiomycetes; Eurotiales; Aspergillaceae
Product: putative ceramide glucosyltransferase
Exons: 2
Coding region: 182-1939 (585 amino acids)
Biological process (GO): glucosylceramide biosynthetic process
Cellular component (GO): membrane
Molecular function (GO): ceramide glucosyltransferase activity
Source: RefSeq, a predicted model, not a curated record
CUACAGUUCGUCGCGCUUAGCUUCAUCCUGGCUAUUCAGUCCUGACCGCGUUUGUUUUGGUCUUUGUUUCCAUUCUCUCUACUACCUGUCACUCGCUUCGCAGUGUGCUCUUCUUUCUUUCCCAUAGAAUGAUUUCCUCGUCGACGGACCACUCUGCUGCUGCUGCUACUCACAUCUGCCUAUGUUGACGCCUCACUUGCGGUCGCUUGCCUCCGAGCUUGGAGUGGCCACUUGCCAAGGCGACAUUCAAUGGCCCGUUGUCGCGGGCUGGGUUGGUUUGAUCUGGUAUACGACCGUGACACUGGUCUGCUCGCUGGGGACGUUCCAAAUAUGGAAGCACUGCCUGCAGAAACCCCGUAGAUCGACCUCCUCAUCCGCCACUACCCCCGAUGCUGCCCCUCACAUCACGGCCAUCCGACCGGUCAAGGGCCUCGAGCCUCAUCUCUACGAAUGUCUGGCCUCGACCUUCCGGCAGGACUACCCCCGCGACAAGUUGACCGUCUAUUUCUGUAUCUCCACGAAGAACGACCCGGCCUAUCCCACCCUCCAGAAACUGGUGGCGGAUUUCCCGCACGCCGACGCGCGCGUCUACGUCGAGGACGACGACCCGCUGCUCCAGCCCGGCCAUGUGCCCGCGUACGAACUGGGCCCCAACCCGAAGAUCCGGAAUAUGAGCCGUGCCUACCGGGAGGCGAAGGGUGAUAUCGUUUGGAUCAUCGAUUGCAAUGUCUGGGUCGGCAGGGGCGUGUGCGGCCGCAUGGUCGACCGGUUGUGCGGCACGGGCGCCACGCCAGGCAAGCGGUAUAAGUUUGUCCAUCACCUGCCCGUGGCGGUGGAUAUGACGGGGUCGGAUGCGAGUCGGGAUGCCGAGCGAGAGGCGUUGCUGGAGUCCUACACGAACGGGGAGGGUGCAAGAAGCUGGGACCGCGAUGACGACAACACUGCCGUGGCGGCCGCCGCCGCGACAACCGUGCUGGAGAAGCACGGCGCCGGGUCACUGGCGACCGGGGGCGGCCGCUUGGAGGAACUAUUCCUGUCGUCGUCGCAUGCGAAGAUGUACACGGCCAUCAACACCGUGCUUAUCGCUCCCUGUAUCGUGGGCAAGUCCAAUAUGUUUCGCCGGUCGCAUCUGGAUUAUCUGACUGCGCCGUCUGCCGCGGACCCGCCGCACCUACGCCGGAAUCCGGGGAUCGACUACUUCUCCGAAAAUAUCUGCGAGGAUCAUCUGAUCGGGGAUCUGCUGUGGAAGAGCCAGGUGCGCGAGGAGAAAGAAUGCGGGGAGCGGUGGGGCAAGCAUGCGAUGGUGUUUGGGGACCUGGCCUUCCAGCCGGUCGCCAACAUGAGCGUGCAGUCGUAUGUGGCGCGGCGGGUGCGGUGGUUGCGCGUCCGCAAGUUCACCGUGCUGCUGGCGACGCUGGUCGAGCCCGGGACGGAGUCCAUCGUCUGCUCGUUCUACGGGGCAUGGGGGGUCACGACGGCGCUGGCCCAGUUUCUGGGGCACAAGGGACACGGGUCUGUGGAGAUGAUGCUGGCCACCUGGCCCGCGUUCUGGGCCUUCUUUGGUCUGAGCAUGACCGGCUGGAUCCUUACGGACUGGCUGGUCUACAUCAUGCUGCACUCGGGCAAGACCGUCGAGCUCGAUGACGAUACCCCGUCGUUCGCGCGGCCGCCAUCCCGAGGCGUCACUCGUCGUCCUUUCCUGCAUUGGCUGGCCGCCUGGCUGGGUCGGGAGCUGCUGGCUCUGCCGAUCUGGAUCUGGGCCUUUUAUGGAGGCGUCACGGUGACCUGGCGAGAUCGGCGCUUCAGGGUCGGCCUUGACAUGAAGGUGCGCGAGAUCGUGGCCGGUGGGAGCACCACGGGCUCGAGACUGGGGCUGUCAUUGACGCAGUCCAGCUCAUUGGGCUCGCCUCAGGAUCGAAACAAGACGCGACGGGAUUGACGGCCAAAUCAAUGAGAUUGCGGAGGUGAUAUGAGCAAGUACUGAUCGUCUCACUUUCUUCUAUCUAUGUACAACCUACCAUGAUGACACCAAAAUACCCUCAGUGGGAAACUAGACGAAAAACGAAUACACAUGCCUGAGAUUUCAACUUAGACAGCGUCGCCAGUUGAAAAAUUCCUAGUUACUGAUUCCAAAGUUCUUAUGUCAUG